Molecule: messenger RNA, 915 nt
Organism: Vicia faba (fava bean)
Lineage: Eukaryota; Viridiplantae; Streptophyta; Magnoliopsida; Fabales; Fabaceae
Source: the annotation of a GenBank genome assembly
AUGGAGGUACUAAGAGUCCAAACAAUAUCUCAUCAAUCCAAAGACACGCCAGUCCCCUCCAUCUUCGUUAGAGCAGAAAGCGAGCAACCAGGAACAACAACCGUCCACGGUGUGAAACUGGAGGUGCCGAUAAUCGAUUUCAGUAAUCCAGAUGGAGAAACAUUAGAAAAGGAGAUAGCGGAAGCGAGUAAAGAGUGGGGAAUGUUUCAAAUUUUGAACCAUGAGAUUCCAAAUGAUGUUAUAAGAAAGUUGCAAAGUGUUGGUAAAGAGUUCUUUGAGUUACCACAAGAGGAAAAAGAGGUUAUUGCUAAACCUGUUGGGUCGAAUUCGAUUGAAGGGUAUGGGACUAGUCUUCAGAAAGAGGUGAAUGGGAAGAAAGGUUGGGUGGAUCAUUUGUUUCAUAUCAUUUGGCCACCUUCUUCUGUUAAUUAUCGUAUUUGGCCUAACAAACCUGCUUCUUACAGAGAGGUGAAUGAGGAAUAUGGGAAGUAUCUACGUGGAGUGAUAGACAAACUAUUCAAAAGCUUAUCAAUUGGGCUUGGGCUUAAAGAACAUGAACUUAAGGAAGCUGCAGAUAUGUCUCAUGUCACCAUUCUUGUCCCUAAUGAAGUGCAGGGCCUUCAAGCCUCUAGAGAUGGUCAAUGGUAUGAUGUUAAGUAUGUCCCUAAUGCUCUUGUCAUUCACAUUGGUGACCAAAUGGAGAUACUAAGCAAUGGGAAAUAUAAGGCUGUGUUGCACAGAACAACAGUGAACAAAGAGGAGACUAGAAUGUCUUGGCCUGUUUUCAUAGAGCCACAAGGAGAGUUUGAAGUUGGUCCUCACCCAAAGUUGAUUAACAAAGAAAAUCCACCAAAGUUUAAGACCAAGAAAUAUAAGGAUUAUGCUUAUUGUAAGCUUAAUAAGAUCCCUCAGUAA